AUGGAUGCUGAAGAAUCAUCAUCAUUGCUGCUACUCAAAGAAGAGAAAGAGGAUAUGGAGGAGGGUCCAACUGAAAAUGCAGAUGACAACUCUUCAUUUGCAGACCCAUUCUUAGAAGUCAAGGCAGAACCAGAAUUUUUUGACUAUGGUGAUUUUGAUGUGAACUGUUCUUCCCAAUCUACUAUUAAGAGUGAAAAGGACAGCUCUUCAAGCUGUGAUGAUGAAGGUGGAAAGAAAAAGAUCUGUAUUGGAGAAGAAAAUAGACAUUUGGGUAGAAGCAACACAGCAGGGAAGCGAUUAACUUGUGCUGAAUGCCAAAGGACGUUUUCAAGAAUUUACAACCUGAAAUCCCACAUAAGAACUCAUACGGGAGAAAAACCAUAUACUUGCUCUGUAUGUCAAAAAAGUUUUUCUGUUUCAAGUACUCUCAAACGUCACAUGAGAAUUCACACAGGAGAGAAACCAUAUACUUGCUCUGUAUGUCAAAGAAGUUUUUCUCAAUCAAAUGAUCUCAAAACACACAUGAGAACUCAUACAGGAGAGAAACCAAAUACUUCUUGCUCUGUAUAUCAAAAAAGUUUUUCUGAAUCAAGUGCUCUCACAAAACACAUGAGAACUCAUACGGGAGACAAACCAUAUACUUGCUCUGUAUGUCAAAGAAGUUUUUCUCAAUCAAAUGAUCUCAAAACACACAUGAGAACUCAUACGGGAAAGAAACCAAAUACUACUUGCUCUGUAUGUCAAAAAAGUUUUUUUGAUUCAAGUACUCUCACAAAACACAUGAGAACUCAUACGGGAGAGAAACCAUAUACUUGCUGUGUAUGUCAAAAAAGUUUUUCUUAUUCAAGUGCUUUCAUAUAUCACAAGAGAACUCAUACGGGAGAGAAACCAUAUACUUGCUCUGUAUGUCAAACACGUUUCUCUGAUUCAAGUGCUCUCAUAUAUCACAUGAGAACUCAUACAGGAGAGAAACCAUAUACUUGCUCUAUAUGCCAAAGAAGUUUUCCUGUUUCGAGUACUCUCAAAUAUCACAUGAGAACUCAUACGGGAGAGAAACCAUUUACUUGCUCUGUAUGUCAAAGAAGUUUUUCUGUUUCAAGUAAUCUCACAAAACACAUGAAAACUCAUACAUGA
Macrobrachium nipponense is the source of this 1134-nucleotide messenger RNA. Its product is annotated as zinc finger protein 271-like. NCBI's taxonomy places the organism in Eukaryota, Metazoa, Arthropoda, Malacostraca, Decapoda, Palaemonidae. Gene Ontology annotation, molecular function: DNA-binding transcription factor activity; RNA polymerase II cis-regulatory region sequence-specific DNA binding. The coding region runs from base 1 to 1134 and encodes 377 amino acids. Gene Ontology annotation, biological process: regulation of transcription by RNA polymerase II. The transcript has a single exon. The record is from RefSeq and is a predicted model, not a curated record.